Polychytrium aggregatum is the source of this 1109-nucleotide messenger RNA. Its product is annotated as DHS-like NAD/FAD-binding domain-containing protein. Bases 98 to 991 code for a protein of 297 amino acids. The record is from RefSeq and is a predicted model, not a curated record. Lineage: Eukaryota; Fungi; Chytridiomycota; Chytridiomycetes; Polychytriales. The transcript has 8 exons. Gene Ontology annotation, molecular function: NAD+ binding.
UCUCGCGUUGCGGCCAGCCCUCUUUGCAUCCCGUCGAUUGCUCGCCGGUCCCCACUUGAGCAAGAUCUCGCCAUCACCAGCCGCCGUCGUCGCCGUCAUGUCGUACUCUGCGGCGCUCCCAUCGACCCGAGCGCACGCCCGGAAGCUCGCUGAUUUCAUCUUGCGUGCCGAGGGCAAGUGCACCGUUCUAACGGGUGCCGGGGUCAGCACCGACAGCGACAUCCCUGACUACCGAGGACCGAACGGCGUCUAUGUCCGGAACAAAGACUACAAGCCGAUUCAGUAUCAGGAAUUCAUGGGCAGACACUAUUCCCGUCAACGUUACUGGGCCCGAUCGUAUCUGGGCUGGCCCAAGAUCGCAAGGGUUUCCCCCAACGAGACGCACCUGGCCAUUGCCGAGAUCGAGAAGCGCGGGCUCAUGGACUCGGGGCUGAUUACGCAGAAUGUCGAUGGCUUGCAUCGAAACUUCAAAACACUCGAGCUCCAUGGGACACUGCAUCAGGUGCAUUGCACCUCGUGCAAGCACACCGUUCCAAGAGAGGAGUUCCAGCAAGAACUGGCAAGACUGAACCCGAUCGUGAGCAUGUGGGCUGCCCACAAUCCCGAGAAGCUCCAGGGUGAUGUUGCUUCGUCGACACCCAUGAAUCCCGACGGAGACACCGAGUAUCAAUGGGACUACAGCCAAUUCGUGUACCCGUCGUGUGUCAAGUGUGGAUCGGUUUACAAGCCCAGCGUCAUCUUCUUUGGCGAAAACAUCUCCGCACAUGACCGCGACCGAUCCUUCUCGAUGGUCGAUGACGGCAACGCUCUGCUGGCCAUCGGCACCUCGCUCCAGGUCUACAGCUCCUUCCGGCUGGUCCAACGAGCCGCCAAGGACCACAAGCCCAUCACCAUCCUGAAUCUCGGCGAGACCCGUGGCGACCCUCUCGCGACCCUCAAGAUCGAGAGCAGAUCGAGUCACGUCUUGGCAGAGACUUUGGAUCUGCUUUGAGAUUGCGGUUUGUGGAACGAGUGCGAACAACGGGGCUCCCCUGAUGGCUCGGCGGGUUGAAAGUUUCGAGGAGAGCGGGGCGGAGAAACACUCCAGUACAUCUGCCAAAGCAGCACUG